This is a messenger RNA of Jaculus jaculus (lesser Egyptian jerboa), 964 nucleotides long. RefSeq names its product testis expressed 52 (gene Tex52). The record is from RefSeq and is a predicted model, not a curated record. NCBI's taxonomy places the organism in Eukaryota, Metazoa, Chordata, Mammalia, Rodentia, Dipodidae. The coding region runs from base 41 to 964 and encodes 307 amino acids. The transcript is spliced from 3 exons.
GGGCCUCCCCGCCCAGCUUCCCCUCCUGGCUCAAACAAGAAUGACCUGCAAGGCGCAAAGAUCACCGCGGAGGCCAGGUCCUGGCCAUGCAUCUGCCGCCAGAGAGCCUUUCCUGCAGAUGGCCCAAGCCAGUGCAUCCCUCCUGACUCACCAAACACUGGCACAGCGUGAAUACUUCCUCCCCUCUGUGGCCUGGGAGCUGCCUGGCUUCACCCAGCAAUCCUACCACCGGCUGGCCCUGAAACAGCCACCUAGCACAGAAAUGAAAUCCAAGGUGCUGAACCGAGUACGGUACCCCUGGAAAGACCCCGCCCAACACACCUGGGGCUUUCACACCUGGCUCGACGUGGGGCGACUGCCUGCUACCUUCCCCGCGCGGCCCGAUCGGCCCUACGACAGCAAUGUCUGGCGCUGGCUGACCUACUCCAAGGGCCACAGCCUGCCCGCAGCAGAGCCGCCCGUCCCUCCUCCUUCCUGGAUGGGUCCAAAGGGCUUCCUGGCCUUCAUUAACAGCACCCCCAUGUUCGUGGACGCGAACAGGAAGAACCAAGUGAUUGUGAGAACUGAGAAGGAGCUGAAGGAGGUGGAGAAACUCAAGCUGAGGAGCGAACUCAGGGCCCCUUCACUCGACGCCCACGGCAACAUCCUGCCCCCCCCAAACUUCAAGAUGUAUCGGCACGUAUCUGAAGGUGGAAGGCUUAACACCCCGGCUCCCCAGAUCCUUCCCAACCCGCUUCCCACCGCUUUCGCCAGGAGUUGGCCGUGCCCGAACCCUCAGCCUCACUACCAGGAGACCGUGCUGAAACUGGCCCUCCUGCCCAGCGCGCCUCUGAACCCGCAGCUCCUGAGGGAUUACCAAGCGCUGACCGAGGACCGCAUUGCCUUGCCCCUCCACUACCUGUCCAAGGCACAACCUGGCCAACCUUCAGGAGGGAAGAAGAAGAGAAGACCCGGACACAUUUAG